This is a messenger RNA of Cucumis melo (muskmelon), 5374 nucleotides long. Its product is annotated as pentatricopeptide repeat-containing protein At5g40410, mitochondrial. Lineage: Eukaryota; Viridiplantae; Streptophyta; Magnoliopsida; Cucurbitales; Cucurbitaceae. Gene Ontology annotation, molecular function: protein binding; RNA binding; zinc ion binding. The transcript is spliced from 3 exons. Gene Ontology annotation, biological process: RNA modification. The coding region runs from base 222 to 2111 and encodes 629 amino acids. The record is from RefSeq and is a predicted model, not a curated record.
ACAAUAAAUAUCUUACUCCAUACUUUGAGUAUAUCUUACAAAAGAUUACAAUAAUGGGUAUGUUUUAAAAUAAUAAAUUGCGGGAAAGUGAAGUUAGUAUUAAACAAUGGUCAUCCGUAAGGGAUCCCAAAAAUUUGGACAAACUAGUAUUAGCGUCCAACGUCACAAACUUUUGGAGCAAACGGUACAAUACCCUGACUCUGAUUCCAAGAUAAUGGUAGAUGGUAUUUUCGUCUCCAUGUUGCUCUUUGUUUCUGUUUCCUACCAAAAUCUCAAUCCCCCUUCGCCGGGAUUCUUCAAUUCUCUACAAUUUCUUCAUCCAGUCAAGAACCCAAUACCCACUUCUUCUUCUUCUUCGCUCAUUUCACCUGAUCCGUCCAUGUGCAGCAUCAGAGGCGCUUGUUUCAGAUUUACUGAUCGCUGUUAAAUCUUGCACUUCCAUCUCCAAUUGCCGGGAAAUUCAUGCCCGAGUAUUCAAAUCUUUGCUUUAUAGAGAUGGGUUCAUUGGGGAUCAGCUGGUUACUUGUUAUAAUAAACUGGGCUAUGCUGAAGAUGCACAGAAGCUGUUUGACGAUAUGCCUCAUAAAGAUUUGGUUUCUUGGAACUCACUGAUUUCUGGUUUUUCUCGGUGUCUUCAUAUGACUCUCACAGCAUUUUAUACCAUGAAGUUUGAGAUGUCAAUUAAACCCAAUGAGGUCACAAUUUUGUCGAUGAUAUCAGCUUGCAAUGGAGCUUUGGAUGCAGGGAAGUAUAUUCAUGGUUUUGCAAUUAAAGUUGGUGGUACUUUGGAGGUUAAGGUUGCUAAUUCUCUCAUUAACAUGUAUGGAAAGUCUGGAGACUUAACAUCAGCUUGUAGAUUAUUUGAGGCCAUUCCAGACCCGAAUACAGUGUCGUGGAAUUCAAUAAUUGCUGCUCAAGUUACUAAUGGCUGUGCACGAGAAGGAAUUGAUUUUUUUAAUAAGAUGAGAAGGUUUGGAAUUGAGCAGGAUGAAGGAACUAUCCUGGCCCUGCUUCAAGCUUGCCUACAUUUGGGUGUAGGAAAAUUGGCAGAAAGCAUUCAUGCUUUAAUGUUCUGCACUGGUUUUGGCGCAAAAAUCACCAUAGCAACUGCACUUUUAGAUACCUAUGCGAAAUUGGGAAGAUUAAGUGCUUCAUGUGACGUCUUUAGGGAGGUGGGUUUUGCAGACAGAGUUGCUUGGACUGCCAUGCUUGCAGGAUAUGCUGCACAUGGAUUAGGUAGGGAAGCAAUCAAGCUUUUCGAGAGCAUGGUCAAUGAAGGUUUGGAGCCUGAUCAUGUGACUUUUACUCAUUUGCUUAGCGCAUGUAGUCAUUCAGGGCUAGUCAACGAGGGGAAAAGUUACUUCAAUGUGAUGUCUGAAGUGUAUGGAAUUGAGCCCAGGGUAGAUCAUUAUUCAUGUAUGGUUGAUCUACUCGGUCGCUGCGGACUUUUGAAUGAUGCUUAUGAGGUGAUACGAAACAUGCCCAUGGAGCCUAAUGCUGGUGUGUGGGGUGCGCUUCUCGGUGCUUGUAGGGUUCAUGGUAACGUUGAACUUGGUAAGGAAGUUGCAGAGCAUUUGAUUAAUUUGGAACCUUUGGACCCCAGAAACUAUAUCAUGUUAUCAAAUAUAUAUUCCGCAUCUCGUUCUUGGAAGGAUGCUGCCAAAAUGAGGGCCUUGCUAAAGGAGAGAGGUCUGAAAAGAACCCCAGGAUGUAGCUCCAUUGAAUAUGGAAACAAGAACCACCACUUCUUCGUGGGCGAUCGAUCUCACCCUGAGACGGAGAAGAUCUAUUCCAAGCUUGAAGAAUUGCUCGGAAAAAUAAAGAAAGCUGGAUAUAGUUCCAAAACAGAAUAUGUUCUGCAAGACGUUGAAGAGGAAGUCAAGGAGGAUAUGAUAAACAAGCACAGCGAGAAGUUAGCCAUUGCUUUUGGGCUUUUGGUGAGUAAAGAAGGUGAACCUUUAAUCAUAACAAAGAAUCUUAGAAUUUGUGGAGAUUGUCACAGCACUGCAAAGCUCAUAUCAUUGAUUGAGAAGCGUACCAUUAUUAUCCGGGAUCCAAAACGCUUUCACCAUUUCUCUGAUGGAUUCUGUUCUUGUGCAGAUUACUGGUAAGUUCUUACUGUGCUUCGUAAUGGUGCUAAUGCGUAUUUAUACCAUACAUAGAGCUAACCCAUGUGCAUCAUAACCAUAUUCUUUGUUAAGUUUUGCUAAUUUAAUACGGUUUUCGGUCUGAUGUAUCAUAGCUUGAUUUAGGCUUCUCUUAUAUUGUUCAUUACGUCAUAAAAAUAAGUAUGAUCGUAGGCUUGAUACAACCUACAAAAGUAAUGUUUUCAAUUGGACACUAUUUAUAAUCCAGUAGUCAGUUCAUAAGUUCCUUAGAAAAUGACUUUUAAUAACUAUGAGUUUGGUUCUGUUAGCCGGUUAGGUGCAAAAACUCUCAAUCAUAUUGUUUAUGACUUCGUGCUUUAUUUUACCUAUGAGGUUUUGGUUUUAUCCUGACUCAAGUUCUACACAAACGAUUCCAAAUCAAAGUUGAUAGAUAUGAGUUAAGUUUGUAAUAUAAUAUCAACUAAACUCUUGAACUCCAAAACUUGAGAACUUGAAAAGAAUAUAAUUAUUGAUAACAAAAUUCACUAUGGACCAUUCUACAAUAUAGGCUGUAAUAGGUACAAUUUUCGGUUGAAGCUUUAAUGUGUUAGGUACCCAUAAAACCUCUUUUCCCCCUUCCAAACCCAAGCAUGUGAGGAAAGGCAAAAUGAUUCAAAACCCCACCAUCUUAUUUUAUUUUAUUUUAUUGUUCUUUAUUUAGAUCCUAAAUUUUUUUCUGCAAAUGAAAUAUAAACACUUAAUUCUUAAAUCUUAAAUUUUUAUGACAAUCUAUCGAAAAAAAACUGGGGUAUUCAUUUUUUUGAUUUGUUCAUGACCAUUUUUGUCGUUACUUUAGAAAAAUUUUGGCUAACAAAUAAUUAACAAUAUUCUAAAUUGAUUCAUUAUGAAAUUCUAAGAUUUGAAGUAAAUAUUAGUUUGAUAUUUUGAGGGAUACAAAUGUAGAAGUUUAGUGGCAUAUAUAGGUUUGUUUUCGUACACAUUAAGCAUGUAAUUUGGAUCCAUCUUAAAAAUAGAAUAAUUGUCCAUGAAAAUGUGAAAAUAUUUUCUUAAACCAAGAGUCUAUCCAGACUAGUAAGGAGAACUAAUUAAGGCAGGAAAAAAAUAUGUUUGAAUAAAAAGGAAAAAGUAAAAAACCAUCCUUUGUGGUGAGCUGUUGACGUGAUGUUCAAAUAGAAUUUCAAUUCCUAUCAAGUUAAUCGAAUGAAAACUCACAUAAUUGUGGUGCUUCACUUUAAAACUUAUACCAUGUGUUCGUAAUAGAAUAAUAGAAAUAAAAAAGUGAAUUACUUUUGGUAUUGUUUAAUUGUGUUAUCAAUUGUAUAGACAUAAUGAAUCCAUAUUCAAAAUGCAAAGAAAAUAAUGCAAUAUGAUUGAUAAUUUGAGAACACUCAAAGCAAUUACAUGCAUCGUUAUUGUUAUGGCUAGGAUUAUUGUUAUUGUUACAAUUGAUUUUUUUUUUUUUUUUUUAAUUUUACAUUUUUAGAAUUAUGAUACCGAUUGAUCCUUAACUUUUAGAGGCAGAGGUAACAGUAAUAAUAACAGUAAAUUUUACAAAAUUCAUAAUUUUAAGUAUAUGUAAUGAAAAAAGAUCUAAUUACAUUUAUAAUCGAAGCUUAUUACCAUUGAUCUAUCUAUAAAAUUUUAUUACGAUUGCAUCAAUUUUCAUUUUGUUUAAUACCAAAAGGUGAGGGUGAGCGUUUCUAUGGAAUGGUCUUAAAAGAGAUGAGUAACACCAUGACCCCCUUUCUACCAUGUAAUCCAGUAGACAGUAGAUUAGACAUUGACAUGAGCCCAAGUUGUCUGAGCUCGUCCUCGUCAAUGUUGACCUUAGCUAGUUUCGAGCCGCGAGUUCGAACACAUGCUUGUAGUCAUUUUAUCACACAGCAAGUCUUGAUUUACUGAUUUUAAGUGGAACCGUGUAACUCUGCAAUUAGACACUAGAACUUCUUUCCACCAUUUAAUGACAAAACUCUGUUUCUAUAGAAUUACCUCACCGAACCGAUCACGCAUAGAUAAAUUCCAUCCCACUUCUUAACAAAACAACCGGCAAGAGAAAAAGGAAGAUAAAAAAUAAAUAAAAAAUUUACCGACCGCCCCCACUGCCCUUAAGAAUUUUACACACGGCUGGGAGGAUAGACAUCCGAUCCGAUAAUGAAACAGAGCCCCUGACUUGUCGGAUAAACCUCCACCGAACCCAUUUCAAUCAAUCCGACCCAUAAAAUAGUACAUCCUUUCGAAUAUUCCUCUGCUAUUUCUCAUCCGACCCCACCUCUUCUCUCCAUUUUAAACCCGCAAAAUCCAUAACUCUUCGACUUGGAACUUUUCAUUAUGAACUGCUCUUCUUCUUCUUCUCUCUCCGACCAACUUCACCUCCUUGGUAAAGUCGAGGUUUUUAGACUCCAUGGUCGUGAUAAGGCUGGCAGGAAUGUCCUCCUCAUUGUCGGAAAAUACUUUCCAGCGCGGUUUGUAAGCAGUCAGGCCGUGAAUGUCUAUUUGAAGGAUAAGAUUUUCCCUCUCCUUAAAGAUGGGCCUUUCACGGUGGUGUACAUUCACACUGAUGUUCAUUGGACAGAGAAUUGUCCUGGAAUUUCAAAUCUCAAGGCAAUCUAUGAGGCCAUUCCAAUCACCAUUAAGAACAACAUUGAAGCUGUUUAUUUCCUCCACCCUAGCUUGCAAACCCGUGUGUUUUUUGCCACCGUCGGCCGCCUCAUGCUUGACGCCGAGUUGUAUAACAAGGUGAAAUAUGUGAAAAGAGUGGAGUUUCUUUGGGAACACGUUAGAAGGAAAGAGAUGGAGUUACCUAAGUUUGUGUAUGAUCAUGAUGAGAAAUUGGAGUUCUGUCCUGUGAUGGACUCUGAUUUGGAGAAUGAUUAUCUCAGGGUUUUCUCCCCUUCGCCGUCUUUGAAUUCUGGGGUGUCUACGUAUUCCAUGAGGUGUUUUGCUUGAUGAAAUGAAGACUCAAAGAUGGGGUUGGGGAUACAGGGGUCUUUUUUGGUUUUGUUGUAGGAGUUUUUUUCUUUUUUUUUUCCUCUUUGGUAGUAAUGGCAGAAAAUAUUGCUAAGUGUUGUAGACUUUCUGUAGUAGGCAAAGGGAAAAAGGUUAAUGGGCUUUCCUUGUGAAGAAAGGAAGAGUUAAUACUUCACAGGAAAAGCAGUGAAUAGGUUUAAAUGAAGUUACUCUGUAAUAAAAUAUAUGUUCAUGGCAUAUUUGAAAAUGGCAUGUACUGAAAUAUAAAUAAAAUGAACAGGAUUUAACUUUUGACCUCA